Entrophospora candida is the source of this 218-nucleotide messenger RNA. The record is from the annotation of a GenBank genome assembly. Lineage: Eukaryota; Fungi; Glomeromycota; Glomeromycetes; Entrophosporales; Entrophosporaceae.
AUGUCUCAAAAUAUAAAUUAUUGUCAAGUUUUGGAUUGUGAGUCAAACAAAGAUAUCAGAACAUUUACACCUGGUGCCAAAAAAAAAUCUGAAGAAAAAGAGACACUCUCUAUGUAUAAUUAUCUAAAUAUUGAUAUAAAAGUUGAUAUGGCAAAUGAUAAACCAAAUUUAACAAAAGAUAAUUUUGAUCUUUUAUUGCAAAAAAUAUCUAAUAUGGA